CGCACGGUAUAUCCCCCCGUCCUACGUGUUCGAAAUUUUGUGAUACCGUUUUCCAACCCCCUCCUUUUCUGUCUCACUCAACAAACCAAACAAGCUUAAAAAAAAAUAUAGCACACCAUCAACCGGUACAUAUCCCCCCUUUGUGUUCAGUGGAUUUAACUUGUGACGUUUCUGCCAAAGUGAUUCUAUUCUACGACUACCGUUAUAAACCGUCCUAUAUAUUUCCCCCCAAAAAUCCCACCAACAAAUUUUUCUGGAUUACAGAAUCCAGUGUGGUUGUUAACCAGCAACAACAUGUUUAAAUUCGAGAACUUGUAUAAUGUGUGUUUGUUUGAAUAUUUAAAUUUAUUUAAUUGAAAAUUUCCGGGUUAGUUUUCGUUUUGAUUGAGAUUUGAUUAGAUUUUUUUUGAUUCUGGUGAGGUGGUAAACGAAGAAGGGAGAAGAAAAUGGGUGAAAAUCAGAUAGCGCAGGUCAUUGCAUUUAUUUGUGGAAUAAUCGUAAUAAUCCUUAUGAUAAUGGGAUUGGUUUCCACGGAUUGGUUGAUGGCAGCUGGUUGGAGACAAGGUUUAUUCAUGCACUGCAUAGAAGAAGGCGCCCCGCAACCUUUACCGUUUAACAUGGUAAAUCCUGCGGGAUGUUAUCCAUCGAGAGACGCAGCUUAUAUCCAUGCCGCUGCAGCCCUUUGCAUAAUCACCCUUUUAACAAACGUAGUAGCAACGAUUUUAACCGGAUUAGGAUUGAGAAGUAAGGACCAUCAUACAAAAUAUAAAUACUACAGAUUUGGAGUAAUCGUGAUGGGAUUAGCGUUGGUUUGUAUAACAAUAGCAUUAAUAAUAUAUCCAGUUUGUUUCGCAUUGGAAUUAAAUUUUGGUAAUAGAACGAUUUGGGAGUUUGGUUGGGCGUACGGAGUGGGUUGGGGAGCGGCAAUAUUUUUAUUCGGCGGUGUGAUGCUGCUAAUGUGCGACAAGGAGAGCGAAGAAAUCUACUAUAAGGAAAGGAAAAUCGUGCACGACAACGACUCGAGGGCCUAGUGGCCACAAAGUCUGCCCGAUGUUGUUCUCUGAUUGUAAGAUACUGACGAAAACAAAAACGAUCGGCUGCUCUCAGAGACUUUGAACGUGUCAUGUGCGAGUGUGGAAUGGAGUGAGUGUGAUUUAAAAUAAAAAAAAACGUUGUACGUGUGCCUAGUCAGUUUGGUUCUUGCGUUUGCGUUUUUCGGCCUCUCUGGACGGUUUUUUAAACGACCCAAUUUGAUUAUAAUUUUUUCGUUUUUUCUAUUCUUUUAAGACUGAUUAAUUGAUAAUUAUUUUUUUAUUUCUUGUGGUAAAAUGGAAUAAAAUUAAAAAAAUUUCAAACUGAUUAGGAUUAAAAAAAUAAAAUGUGACGGUUCGUUUCUACGUUCAUUUUGCUUGCCUGGUACUUUCACCAGUCAGCCAAGUUUUGUUACCAUUGUAUCGUUGGGGACAUCGCCACGAAAAUUAAGAAAAGGUUCUCGAAAAUCUUAUUUUGAGAACUUUUCGCUUUUUCUUGGUGAUUGUACGGGAUGAAUGAGUGAGUUGUUUGACUGAGAGACAACCCGGGCAGGCUAGUUGUGCGUUAUUAAGACUUAAAAAAUAUCCAAGUAGAUAGAUAAAGGUAGUAACGUCAAUAAUUAUUAUUAAUCUUUUUUUUAACAAAAAAUAGCUGUUUUUUAGUGAAUUUGCGCAGCUAAUUUUUAAUUUAUAAAAUUUAAAACGAUAUUUUUGUAUUUUGGUUAGUAAUUAUUUAAUGCAGGGCAUUAAUACUUCCCCUUUUUUAACAAAAAAAGACCACUUUAUAAUCUCACAAACAUAUCUAAAAGAAACUCCUCUUUUUGGAAAUCAAAAAAAUAGUUUUUCUAGUCUUCUUCCAAAAAAACAAAAAAAAUUAAAAGAACCGGACCAAUUCUUUGCUGGACAAACGAUAAUUUUGAAAUAAUUAAAUUUUAAAACUGCCAUAUAGUUUGUCCAUUUAUAUCAAUAAAAGUCCGUUUCGUUCUCUUUCUACAGAAAUUCCAUUUGUUUCUCAUUGACUUCGCGUUAGUUAUAAUUCGAUUAGAUAAUAAGUUUAGGUUAAACUUAAAAAUCGUUUGUAAUAAGACUUAUUUAUAUCGAACAUGUACAUAAUAUGUAAAAGAUAUCAACUGAGUUAAUUAAGGAACAAAAAUGUUGAAAAAAGUAACAAUUAAGAUAAAAUACAAGAAGAACCUAAAUAUAGACUACUAAGAUGUUAAGUAGCUUGUGUAUAUAAAAACGUAAUGGGAGCGGAGAGUGCGAGGAAAUCUUAAACGAGACGGAGUAUCGGCGAUCGUCUAAUUAUAUGUAAAUUAAAAAAAAAAAAAAGGAAAUUAUAAGAAGAAAAUUAAAAGGAUAAUGAUAAGAAUAUAAUUAUUACUGUAGUAUUUGUCGAAUUGGUGAUUUUACGAUGAUAAAAGAUGAUCUGAAAUUUUCUUAUCUUUUGAUCUGAAACGAAAAUUACUCGUUUAAUUACAAUUUAUUUAUGUGAGUGUUUACUAACACUAUGUAAUUUAUCCAUGAAUAUGAUGGUAUCAAAAUUUUUAAAAAUUAA
This is a messenger RNA of Onthophagus taurus, 2586 nucleotides long. Its product is annotated as transmembrane protein 47. Gene Ontology annotation, cellular component: membrane; cell-cell junction. Lineage: Eukaryota; Metazoa; Arthropoda; Insecta; Coleoptera; Scarabaeidae. Gene Ontology annotation, biological process: cell-cell adhesion. The record is from RefSeq and is a predicted model, not a curated record.